Messenger RNA from Selaginella moellendorffii, 585 nucleotides. Its product is annotated as protein LURP-one-related 15. The record is from RefSeq and is a predicted model, not a curated record. The coding region runs from base 1 to 528 and encodes 175 amino acids. The transcript is spliced from 4 exons. NCBI's taxonomy places the organism in Eukaryota, Viridiplantae, Streptophyta, Lycopodiopsida, Selaginellales, Selaginellaceae.
AUGGCAGCAGUCGUGGGAGAUCAGUUUCGCUCUGCUCAAGAACAGCUACAGCUCGUGUAUGAAAGAAAUACUUGGAGCAGUGAUACUGUGACAGAUCUCAAUGGGAGGCUUUUGCUCAAAGUGAAGCGCCCGACCUUCAGUGCAACGGAUGUGCUCAUCACAGAUCCGAGCUCUCGUCCCAUCGUUGUAAUCUAUCAUGAGUUAAAGAACUUUCGCACUAACUGGAAAGUUUUCCGCGAGCAAAGCAGGGACACUCCGUUGCUUUGCACAGUCAGGAAAUCAUCUCGGAUUCAAUUCAGCCUUUCUCUUGAUGUAAAGAAGGAAGUGCUUGGCAGUAGCAUUGAGGUUUCUCGUGGACGAGGAGGAGCAGUGGUUGCCAGGGCUGAGGCGAUAUCUCUCCUUUCCAACACAAGGUACCAGAUCAGCGUGGCUCCUGGAGUUGAUUAUGUGUUUGUGCUGUCGCUGAUUCUGAUCGUAAAAGAGAAAGAAGAAGCUAGACAAACAGCCCCUUCAUCCAAUCUACGAUGAAAGAAGUUCCUAUGACACAAUUAUAUUAAUAUUUAAGAAGAAAAUCUGGUAUGAAAU